Schistosoma guineensis is the source of this 1474-nucleotide messenger RNA. The record is from the annotation of a GenBank genome assembly. NCBI's taxonomy places the organism in Eukaryota, Metazoa, Platyhelminthes, Trematoda, Strigeidida, Schistosomatidae.
UUGAAUUUUGAUUGUUUAUACUCGUCGAUUUGAGCUAAUUGGCGCGAUCUCUGGGGAAUACUGAUGAGUUCGAUGAUGGACGAAUCCCAGGUUCCUAUGACCGAGUAUGAGCAGAUUAAGUUCAAGAUGAAUCAAACGACUGACGAGUCACUGGAAGCCUCUCGACGGAUGAUGGCUUUAUGUGAGGAGGCCAAAGAGGCAGGGAUUUCUACACUGGUCAUGUUAGAUGAUCAAGGCGAACAAUUGGAUCGCAUAAAUGAGGGUAUGGAUCAGAUUAAUCAAGACAUGAAGGAUGCUGAAAAGAAUCUGGAUGAUCUAAACAAAUGCUGCGGACUUUGCGUGUUGCCUUGGAAUAAAGUUAAAAAGAAAGAUGAUUAUACCAAACAACUAAAGGAUGAGGAUAUGCGGGGUGGGGACGGACCUCGAAUAAUUGUGGAUCAAAACGGCAUGGGUCCAACUGGUGGUUAUAUUACACGAAUUACAAAUGAUGCACGAGAAGAUGAAAUGGACCAAAAUUUGCAGGAGGUUUCUGGUAUGAUCGGAAAUCUUCGUAACAUGGCUAUUGACAUGGGUAGUGAAAUUAAUCAGCAAAAUGUUCAAGUUGAGCGAAUACAGAUCAAGGCUAAGUCAAAUGCUGAACGAAUUAAAAAGGCUAAUGAACAAGCCAGUAAAUUGUUAAAAUAAGUUACAUGGAUUCGUUGAGUUUUCAUCAGAAUAUUGACUGCUGGAGAAAUCCUUCAAUUCUUGGUAAAUUACUUCGAACACAGACUUUUCACAGCCACUUCCGUGUGCAUACGUGAAGCUUUUUGUGAUAGUGCUUCACCAAGUCCUUUAUAUUCAUCUAUUUUGUUUAUAUAUUUAUCACAAAUCAAUUCAAGGGAAGUUUGUGAAGUGUGGAGCUGAAAUUUUUUGUUAUUGCUGUUGGCUCUUAUGGACAUUAAAUUUCUGUCAUUCUCAUAUACUUGUUUAUGUUUUCGAUUUAUUUCGUUCUGUAAAGUCAUUAGUUUCCUCUUUUUUGGUGAACAGCUUUAUUCUGAGUUAUCCUUGUCAAAGUUAUUAUUCGCUAUUGUUUUCCUCAUUUUAUUUUGGUUCCUCUCAAAGUUGACACUCAAUACAUCGAUUUCAUGUUCAAAACUACACAUCUCACUAUCCACUCUUUAAAGUCCAAUUAAAGAGUUGUUAUCUAUCCACAUAUUGAGGCUUAUUCUCUUGUCAGUUUUGCUCUCAUGUUUACUAAGAUUCAUGAUUACCACCUACUAUUGAUGAUUUAUCAAACUAUUGUACUGGUAAUAAAGACUGAAAUGAAAAAAAACCAACAGUGAUUUUACUACUAUCCUUGCCAUCCUAAAACAAGUUCACUUUUCCUUUGAUUUGUGCUUUUCUUUUCUAACAUACUUUUACGAGAUGUCAUUUUUUCCGAACAACUGAUUAUCAAUAUGAGAUAUAAUACAAAGUUGAUUUAUAAAUCAUGUAA